Candidula unifasciata is the source of this 1074-nucleotide messenger RNA. Lineage: Eukaryota; Metazoa; Mollusca; Gastropoda; Stylommatophora; Geomitridae. The record is from the annotation of a GenBank genome assembly.
AAAUCGCCAACAGCCAGCCCCACACUGUUGUCCCCGGACGGAACUCACCCCAAAUCCCUGGAGAGAGGCGACUCUGUGGAUUUUGAUCAGCCAGUGGAAGUGGAUCCGCUGACAAGUGCCAUCAAGGACAGACCCAAGCUGAACAGAAGACGACCACCAAGUCGUAAAGCUCGCAUGCUGGCAGCUACACACACAGGCAUUAGUUUCGAGGACACCACCCCAACAACACCCACAACUCCUUCUAUCCCUGAAGUUCCAGACGGUUUUCAAGACUUACCUCCUCCUGACGCUGUUAACUCGCCCAGAAAUACUACAGAUGAACAGAACAACGAUUCAGGAGCAGAUAAAUCAGAGAAGCCCCUGACAAAAUCAGAUCUGUUUGGUAAUGAUGACUUGUUGGAUGGCCGGUCACUCUCUGCAGGAAAGAUGCAAGUUGGUGGAGAUGAGCAGUCUGUGACAGGAAGUGACUUGUUUGGAAAAGAGUUGUUUGCUGGCAAGAGUACAAAGUCAUCCAGUGAUGCUGCCAGUGAUUUGUUCUCUGAUUCCUCAGUGUCUGCAGCCAGUGCUUCAACAGUUACAUCAAAGACCUCUGUCACAUCAAAGACCUCUGUCACAUCAAAAACCUCUGUCACAUCAAAGACAUACACAUCAAAGACCUCUUACACUUCAAAGAGCUCACUCCCACCGAAGACCUCAGAACUACAAGAGAGAGAGAGAGAGAGAGAGAGCAUUAAUCUGUUGAUCUUCUGUGUGCCUGGUCACAAAACUUGUUGUUUGUAUAUCAAAGACUCCAAGAGCACCAGGUCCAGGAGGGCAGUGACCAAGGACGCCAAGUUGUUCAGUGACACAACGGACAUAUUUAGUGAUAUCCCCGCGGCCAGCUCCAGGGAAACCAAACAGAAAGUUGUCGUCAAGAAAACAACAGAGAAGAAAUCUGUCCUCAAAGACGAUGUCGACGACAUAUUUGCCGGCACCUCGGCUGCCAGUAUCAAAUCAAAGAGUGAGACUAAGAAACAGGUGACCAGAUCAGCUGCUGUCGAUUCUGACAAUAUUUUUGAUGACCCACUUAGUUGA